Molecule: messenger RNA, 4682 nt
Organism: Erinaceus europaeus (western European hedgehog)
Lineage: Eukaryota; Metazoa; Chordata; Mammalia; Eulipotyphla; Erinaceidae
Gene: ITGA5
Product: integrin subunit alpha 5
Exons: 30
Coding region: 184-3330 (1048 amino acids)
Biological process (GO): cell-matrix adhesion; cell-cell adhesion; cell adhesion mediated by integrin
Cellular component (GO): external side of plasma membrane; integrin complex
Molecular function (GO): integrin binding
Source: RefSeq, a predicted model, not a curated record
CGGGGGGGCGCGGGCUCCGAGCUCCAGGGACCCAGGAAUGCCCCCCUCCCGCCCCCUCGGCGGGCUGGGGGAGGGCUCAGCCUCGAGUUUAGCAAACUCCUCCCCGCGUUGAGUCAUUCGCCUCUGGGAGGUUUAGGAAGCGGCUCCGGGUCGGUGGCCCCAGGACAGGGAAGAGCGGGCGCUAUGGGGAGCUGGACGCCGGGGUCCCCUCUGCCCGCCGCGCCGCGCCGCCGCCCCCCGCGCCCACCCCCGCUGCUGUCGCUGCUGCUGCUGCUGCUGCCGCCGGGGGCCGGGGGCUUCAACCUGGACGCGGAGGCCCCGGCCGUGUUCUCCGGGCCCCCCGGCUCCUUCUUCGGCUUCUCGGUGGAGUUUUACCGGCCGGGGACGGACGGGGUCAGCGUGCUGGUGGGAGCGCCCAAGGCUAACACCAGUCAGCCCGGAGUGCUGCAGGGCGGCGCUGUCUACCUCUGCCCAGGGGGCACCGGAACGGCCCCCUGCACCCAGCUCGAGUUUGACCGCAAAGGCCCCCGGUACCUGGAUGUCUCAUUGUCCAGCCAGGAGGAAGAGGAGCCUCUGGAGUACAAGUCCUUGCAAUGGUUUGGGGCAACAGUUCGAGCCCAUGGCUCCUCCGUCUUGGCCUGUGCCCCACUGUACAGUUGGCGCACGGAGAAAGAUCCCCAGAGCGACCCCGUGGGCACCUGCUACCUCGCCACAAAAGACUUCACCCACUAUCUGGAAUACGCACCUUGCCGCUCAGAUUUCAGCUCUGCGGCAGGUCAGGGCUACUGCCAAGGGGGCUUCAGCGCCGAGUUCACCAAGACUGGACGUGUGGUCCUGGGGGGACCAGGAAGCUAUUUCUGGCAAGGCCAGAUCCUGUCUGCGACCCAGGAGCAGAUUAUAAAAUCCUAUUACUACGAUUACCUCAUCAGCCCAGUUGAGGGGCAGCUGCAAACGCGCCAGGCCAGUUCUAUCUAUGAUGACAGCUAUCUGGGAUAUUCUGUGGCCGUGGGUGAAUUCAGUGGUGAUGAUGUAGAAGACUUUGUCGCUGGUGUACCCAAAGGGAACCUCACCUAUGGCUAUGUCACCAUCCUUAGUGGCUCAGACAUCCGAUCCCUCUAUAACUUCUCAGGGGAACAGAUGGCCUCCUACUUUGGCUACGCAGUAGCUGCCACGGAUGUCAGCGGGGAUGGGCUGGACGACCUGCUGGUGGGGGCGCCCCUGCUCAUGGAGCGGACAGCUGAUGGACGGCCUCAAGAGGUGGGCAGGGUCUACGUCUACCUGCAGCACCCGGCUGGCAUGGAGCCCACGCCCACCAUCACCCUCACCGGCAGUGAUGAGUUUGGCCGAUUUGGCAGCUCCCUGACCCCCCUGGGAGACUUGGACCAGGACGGCUACAAUGAUGUGGCCAUUGGGGCUCCCUUUGGUGGGGAGACCCAGCAGGGAGUGGUGUUUAUCUUUCCGGGUGGCCCCAGAGGACUGGGCUCUAAGCCUUCCCAGGUGCUGCUGCCCCUGUGGGCAGCCGGCCACAGCCCUGAUUUCUUUGGUUCUGCCCUACGAGGAGGCAGGGACUUGGAUGGCAACGGAUAUCCUGAUCUGAUUGUGGGGUCCUUCGGUGUGGACAAGGCUGUGGUUUACAGGGGUCGCCCAAUUGUAUCUGCCAGUGCCUCCCUCACCAUCUUCCCUGCCAUGUUCAACCCAGAGGAGCGCAGCUGCAGCCUGGAGGGGAACCCCGUGGCCUGCAUCAACCUCAGCUUCUGCCUCAAUGCUUCUGGAAAACACGUCCCCGACUCCAUCGGCUUCACCGUGGAGCUCCAGUUGGACUGGCAGAAGCAGAAGGGAGGGGUGCGGCGGGCACUGUUCCUGGCCUCCAAGCAGGCGACCCUGAUCCAACCCCUGCUCAUCCAGAACGGGGCUCGGGAGGACUGCAGAGAGAUGAAGAUCUACCUCAGGAAUGAGUCAGAGUUUCGGGACAAACUCUCCCCAAUUCACGUCGCCCUCAACUUCUCCCUGGACCCCCAAGCCCCUGUGGAUAGUCAUGGUCUCCGACCAGUCUUACAUUACCAGAGCAAGAGCCGCAUAGAGGACAAGGCCCAGAUCCUGCUGGAUUGUGGGGAAGACAACAUCUGUGUGCCAGACCUACAGCUGGAAGUGUUUGGGGAGCAGAACCGUGUGUUCCUGGGUGACAAGAACGCCCUGAACCUGACUUUCCACGCCCAGAACGUGGGUGAGGGCGGGGCCUACGAGGCAGAGCUGCGGGUCACCGCUCCUCCUGAGGCUGAGUACUCAGGACUCGUCAGAAACCCAGGGAACUUCUCCAGCCUGAGCUGUGAGUACUCUGCAGUGAACCAGAGCCGCCUCCUGGUGUGUGACCUGGGCAACCCCAUGAAGGCAGGCGCCAGUAUCUGGGGUGGCCUUCGGUUCACAGUCCCUCAUCUCCGCGACACCAAGGAAACCAUCCAGUUUGACUUCCAAAUUCUCAGCAAGAAUAUCAACAACUCGCAAAGCGACCUGGUUUCCUUCCAGCUGUCCGUGGAGGCUCAGGCACAGGUCUCCCUGAACGGUGUAUCCAAGCCUGAGAAAGUGACCUUCCCAGUGAGCGACUGGCAUCCCCCAGACCAACCCCAGGAGGAGGGCGACGUGGGCCCUGCGGUCCACCACGUGUAUGAGCUCAUCAACAUGGGCCCCAGUUCCAUCAGCCAGGGCGUGCUGGAAGUCAGAUGCCCUUACGCUCUGCAAAACCAGUCACUCCUCUAUGUGACCAGAAUCACAGGACUCAGCAACUGCACCACCAGUCACCCCCCCAACCCACAGAGCCUGAAGCUGGAUCCUGAGGUUCCCCAGAACCACCUGCUGCAAAAACGGGAAGCUCCAGGUCGAAGCACUGCCUCCUCAGGGACUCAAGUCUUGAAAUGCUCAGAACAUAACUGCUUCAAGCUGCACUGUGAGCUGGGGCCUCUGCACCGUAUGGAAAUCCGGAGUCUGCAGCUGCACUUCCGGGUCUGGGCGAAAACCUUCCUGCAGCUGGAGCACCAGUCAUUUGACCUGAAGUGUGAAGCUGUGUACCAGGCCCUCAAGAUGCCCUACCUAAUCCUGCCUCGGGAGCUUCCCCAGAAGGAACUUGAGGUGGCCACGAAUGUGCAUUGGAUCAAUGCAGAGGGCAGCCAGGGCGUCCCACUGUGGAUCAUCAUCCUGGCCAUCCUCUUUGGCCUCCUCCUCCUAGGCCUGCUCAUCUACAUCCUCUACAAGCUUGGAUUCUUCAAACGCUCCCUCCCUUAUGGCACUGCCAUGGAAAAAGCUCAGCUCAAGCCUCCAGCCACCUCUGAUGCCUGACUCCUCCUGACCCCAGACUCCUGAUCCUGAAGACCCAGUGCCCCCACCUCAGUCUGCUGACAGGGAGAGGAGCUGGGUGCUUCCUGAAGGUGCUGAGGGCUGGAGAGAAACUCCUCUCUCCAGCCCAGAGACAUACUUGAAGGGCCAGAGCUGGGAGGGUGAGGAGCUGGGGAUCCCCUCCCCCCAUGCACUGUGAAGGACCCUCGUUUACACAAGCCCUCCUCAUGGAUGGGGGAGCUCAGAUCCAGGGACAGAGGCCCCAGCCUCCCUGCAGCCUUUGCAUUUUGGGAAAAGUUUCCUGAAAACAACUUGGAACCACAACUGGGGAAGCCAAUCUCACUCAGUUCUCUGGACCUGACCUGCCACCGGGACUUCCUGUCCAGCUCCAACCUGCAAAGCUAUGUCCUCAGCCUUGCCAGAGAUUCCCCCAACCCCCUCACCAAAGAACCUGAAGCCUGGGGAGUGAGGCCUGGCAGCUCUGGACAGGUCCCACCCUGGUGGGGCAACAAGGAACACUAACUGUGGAUGCUCCAGCCUGAGCUCAGGACAGCUUCCAAACAAGGAUCAGUGCUGGCCCAGACCCAGCUCCAUGGGGAGUCAGAACUCUCAUGGGUCUGGAGAUUGAACUGGGAAAUUCAGACACAAUAGCCUGACUUGGUCCAUCCAGGACUACCUUUCAGCCAGCUCCAGACCUGGGCCUACAGGCUCCAUCCGCCCCUGAAAGGAAGGAGUCAGGAAUCGUCCUGGAGCCUGAAGGAGCCAUGAUGGCAGAUCAUGGCCUGAAUAGACAUAGACCUUCCCAGUUCCCUGGAGAAAGGGGCGCCCGCUGACCUGGGCCUGCAGGAUUUGGGUUCUGCAUGCCAGCUGCACUGAUGCUGCCCCUUCUCUCUCUGUCCAACCCUCCCCUUCACCUUGGCUCUGGACGCCCAUGACUUAUUUAAACUCUGUUGCAAGUGCAAUAAACCCGGCCCAGUGCCCCCACUGACCAGAGCUGGAACCUGUCUUGCCCCCCACUCUUUCCAAGCCCCUUCUGGAGCCAGAUGGCCUGAUGGGUAGGACAUGCCUGUUUCUUCACAACUUUUUUCUACUGGGAGCCAGGAAUAUGCCGCCACCACCCCACCCUCAGGAACUGUGGUGCUUGUGUGGGGGCUUCUCUAAGGUGAAAGAGCUGAUGGGGUGGGGGGAGAAAGGAAGGGUUGAGGGCUCUGCCCGUCAGCCCUGAUGGCCAGCUCUGGCCCCUAACACCUCAAAAGUCAGGAGUCCCUUCUCUGUGGGGUUGAGGAUAAAUAAAACAAGCAUACAAAGGGGGGAAGCUCUGGCUGGGGAGACAGCAUAAAGGUUAUGCAAAUGAC